AUGGCUCCUCUGAACGAAUUCCUUUGCAUCAUUCCCGACAAACCGGGGACCUUGGCGAAACGCCUAGAAGUUCGCCCACAACAUCUUGAGGGUAUUAAACCGCUCGUCGAGGCCGGACAGGCUGUUUUGGGUGGAGCCAUGUUCGACUCGCACCCCACGGAAGGCCAAACCCCUUCCUUCAAGGGCAGUGCGAUCAUGUAUCUGGCCGAGAGCAAGGAGGCCGCCAUCGAGUUGAUGAAGAAGGAUAUCUAUACCGUCUCCGGCGUGUGGGAUGUUGAGAAUGCGCAGAUUAUUCCGUUCAAAUCCGCCGUUCGGGUUGGGCUGUAA
Messenger RNA from Aspergillus affinis, 327 nucleotides. RefSeq lists its product as uncharacterized. The record is from RefSeq and is a predicted model, not a curated record. The transcript has 4 exons. The coding region runs from base 1 to 327 and encodes 108 amino acids. NCBI's taxonomy places the organism in Eukaryota, Fungi, Ascomycota, Eurotiomycetes, Eurotiales, Aspergillaceae.